AUGGGUACACACUUUGGACGCUACAAAACCUCUAGUACGCCCUCGCCCUGUUACUGGACACCCUCCCGGUGUGCCAAGAUUUUAAUCGACAAGGAUGUACGAGACCUACCUGCAGAUUUGUUCAUAUUCGUGAAGGGUGCGGGCUGCAGGUGGUGGGGUGCCGCGUGGUGGUGUGUCGCGAUGCCGCCGCCGGCACGUGUCGCCGCGCCGCCUGCCGUUACUACCACAUCCCCGUUCAAUUGCCGCCAGCACUUCGUCCUCCUUAACCAGCCCCACCACCCGUCCAUCAUCGCACCCCUCACUCCCCCUCUCCUCCUCCACUUCAACUUGAAACCCCCUCCCCCCUCGCCCGCGCCCCUCGUUAUCCAUAUCGAUCGCGCCUCUGGCACACUCGGGAAAGGCAGGAUCGACAAGUAUCCUACUGUCGCUCCCGCGGCUGAGGUGGUGAUAUCUUAG
Arctia plantaginis is the source of this 456-nucleotide messenger RNA. The record is from the annotation of a GenBank genome assembly. NCBI's taxonomy places the organism in Eukaryota, Metazoa, Arthropoda, Insecta, Lepidoptera, Erebidae.